AACGAGCACCAUGAAGGCUGUCUACUUCCUCCUUUGCCUCGCUCUGGCCCGCGAUUCUGCGGCUAACAUUGUUAGACAGCAGCUACGACCUCAGAUGGACACACUCUUCGUCCAACCUCUUGUCAACCAAUUUCAACAAACAUAUCAGGAGACAAAGCAACAACAUCAGUCAGAAUCUACCUCGUAUGAAAGCAAGGAGAGCAAAGAGCAUCUCAGCUUCGAUGACAUCAGCGAUUACCCUUCCUUAUUUCAGUCAGGAAACAGAAAUUGGAACUCGCCAGUAUUCUCCUCGUACAUAACAAAGGGUGACCAAAUCCCAUAUGCCGACACGAUCGAAUGGCAAGGUGUUCAAAUUGCAGCUGGACCUAGAUCACCAGUCAAGAGCAAGAAGGAUGUCGAAAGGAUUUUUAGAGAUGCCUAUAAGAGCAUGCAGCACGUUAGCGAGGAUGAAAAGAGAAUGAUUCACAAGACUUUUGAAGAAAUUGAUCAAACUACACACGAAGAAGUACAGUACAACGCAACUCAACUACUCAAGCACCACGGAUAUGGAGUAGAGGAACAUAUCGUGAAAACUGAUGACGGCUAUCUACUCACCCUGUUUCGUGUUCAGCCCAAAGAAAGUAACGAAAUCCUAGGCGAGAAUAAACGCCCUGUCGUAUUACUCAUACACGGAAUCCUUGGAAGCGCAGAUGACUGGUUAUUAAUGGGUCCUAAAAAAUCUCUUGCCUAUAUACUUUCCGAUGCCGGUUACGAUGUAUGGCUUGGCAACACCCGUGGUAACAAAUAUGCCCGCCACCAUGCCAGCAAGCAUGAAUCUCAUCCCGAUUUCUGGCAGUUCAGCAUGGAUGAAAUCGCUCUGCACGAUUUACCCGCCAUGAUUGACUUCGCUCUUCAAACUUCAGAACAAGAGAAGCUGUAUUAUGUCGGUCAUUCCCAAGGAAAUACAAUAUUCUUCGCUUUAGCUGCUACACUACCCGAAUACAGAGAAAAGGUCGCUAUGAUGUACGCACUAUCUCCAAUGGUGUACAUGACCCACGUACGAAGUCCGCUUAUAAAAAUGAUGGCACCGAAUAGCCAAUUUUAUGAACGUCUUCACGAACAACUCGGUCACAGCGAAUUCAAACCGAGCAAGGAGGUCAUACAUACAGUCGGAGGGAACAUGUGUGAAAAGGAAAUCGACUGCAAGCACGUGUGUUCCAACAUCAACUUCGUAAUGUCUGGCGUCGAUACAGCUGAUAUGGACUUCGACCUGAUACCCAGCAUCGUUGCUCAUUUACCAGCUGGCACAUCAACAAGGGUGAUCAAACAACUUGGACAGGCCGUUGUGUCGCAUGAGUUCAGAAAGUACGACUACGGAUUCAAGAUCAACAAAAAGAUAUACGGUAUGCGCCAGCCAACGAAAUACGACAUGACUGAAGUGAAAGUUCCAGUAGCCCUUUACUACAGUGAAGAGGAUUGGUUGGCACACCCAAAGGAUGUUGAGAGAUUACACAAAGAGUUGCCUGAUGUGAAGGACUUCUACAAAGUACCCGAGAAGCAUUUCAACCACAUGGACUUCCAGUUCUCCAAAAAGGCUCCCGAGGUGGUCUACAAGCGACUUGUCGAAUCUAUGCAGAAUAACUAAUUUUAAUAUAUCAUGAUUAUUUAAUUCCUAGAAUAAUAAUUUAUGUUUUUGUAGCAUUCUUUUUGUAAGCACUAUUUUAUACUUCAUGGUUGCAUAAUCCGUCCAAAAAAUAAAAAAAAUAUAUU
Vanessa tameamea is the source of this 1749-nucleotide messenger RNA. RefSeq names its product lipase 3-like. The record is from RefSeq and is a predicted model, not a curated record. The transcript has a single exon. The coding region runs from base 11 to 1624 and encodes 537 amino acids. NCBI's taxonomy places the organism in Eukaryota, Metazoa, Arthropoda, Insecta, Lepidoptera, Nymphalidae. Gene Ontology annotation, biological process: lipid metabolic process.